AUGGCGCAAGGUUGCCAUUGGGCGGACAUCUGCUGGCAAGUAGUCAACUUGCAAGGUGAGGCUCCGAGCCUGUCGUUGGUACAGCGUGUGCACAAGGCCUUCAACCACCGGGCCGGGCGCCGGCAGUACCAGUACGACAAGUGUGGGCGGAAGCCCUUCAAGGUCUCUGUGGCAGUUGAGAAGUUCCUCAUCAAGCGGCUUCUGGCCUUGCGGCUCGUGUCUGUCUGCACGGCUGCCACGCUGCGCCGAGAGUCCACGGUGCGACAGGUACUUCGCAAGCACGGGUACCACUGGCUCCCGCGCACGCAGAAGGGCAAGUACAGUGGCAAGCAGAAGCUGGAGCGCCUCCGCUUCGCAAAGGCCGUUUUGCGGCUGACGCAGGCACAGCUUCGCGAGAAACUCUCCUUCGCCAUGGAUGGGGUCAUUCUCUCGGUCCCGCCAAAGAAUGCGACAGAUCGGGAGAACUACAUCGCCCAAGGCGAGACACAUCUGUGGCGACGACGUGGCGAGGCUUACACGGAGGCUUUGGCUGGGCAGCAGCCGUACGCGCAGCAAGUUCCCAUGGACCGUGUCCUUCCACUCUGGGGCGGCCUCUCCGAAGGCGGUUUUGCCGUCGUGACGUUCCAUGCUUCUCGAAAGCUCGCCACGACUGCGUGGUGUGGACUUGUCCGGGCCGGCCGCCUGAGGCGUGCCAUCCAAGCGUUAGACCUUGUCACGAAGCACGGACCCUGGAAGGUGCUCUGCGACAACGAGAACGCGAUGGCGGCCGAAGGACUUUCAGCGUGGCGUGUGCCUCCCUCCUCGCCCGACCUGAACCCAGUGGAGAAGAUGUGGGCGUGGUUACGGAGACGCAUCAGACAGAAGGACCGUGAGGAUCUGCGUAAGCGACGGCCGCCUCCAGGCAAGGCAGCUUUCAAGCUGCGCAUUCGCAACAUGCUGGCGUCGAAGACAGCCCAGGAUGUGGCAGCACGCAUCGCCGGCAGUUUUCGCAAAACCUGCCGGGACGUCGUGGCCCGCAAAGGCGGCAUGGCUAAAGCCUGA
Messenger RNA from Symbiodinium sp. CCMP2592, 1041 nucleotides. The record is from the annotation of a GenBank genome assembly. Lineage: Eukaryota; Dinophyceae; Suessiales; Symbiodiniaceae.